AUGGACGAUGAGAUGGAGACCACCUUCCGCAACGUCAACAUGGAUUUUCUUGACCCCACGAAACUGGACAUGCCCUCGGAGACGGCUGGAGGAGCCUUUGACGACCUCUUCUCCCAUGUCACCCACUCCCGCUCUAAUGCCGCUCCCGAGUCCUCUAAGCAUCUCCUGAAUCAGCACCCCCUGAGGCAGCCGCCUGCCAUGGCCGCUGAUUCCCCGGCAGAGUCCCCGGACAACUCGAGCCGCAGUUCCUCAUCGGAGUCACCCCGAACUCAUUUGCGCCAGGCCUCGAUCGCAUCCACAAACUCCGCCGCCCACAGCGAGAACCCAUUGUCAGCCACCGGUUUUCCCUCUGAGGACUGGAUGCGUCCCGACUUGGCUUCGGUCAAGGAGGAAUCUCCAUUCACAAUAGAACCGUCUUACCCUAUGGAUGGCAGCUUUCCGGACUUGGAGUCUAGCAACAAGGCGAUGGAUGCGGCAUUCGAUUUCGAAAGUGCGGCGAGCAGCCCCAGUCCGUUGAAAACCGAUAACCCGCCUCAGCCCAAUUCUCAGCACCUAAGCAAGUCACACCUUUGGAGUCCGUCAAGCGUUUCAACUGUACCGGCAUCAAACGAUGCCCCGGUAGCACCAUCAGUUCAUACACCCGGGUCCCCCUUCUUCUCCUUUGGACUGAAAGAACAAUCUCCUUUCUCGGGGUCUGCUCACGGUCUGUCCGCUCCGCAAUGGACCGGGCAGUCCCCAUCCUCGCUUUUGGAAGAGAGUUUCGGUGGCAUCGAUAUGAACGGACAGUCCCCGCUCAACCCUUCUUUAUCGCAUAGCAUGAACUUUUACUCCCCCGGCUCGUUACCGUUCCCGGCCAAUCUCGUGUCUUCCCCGGCCCAGCAUCAGAUGGAUACCGCGAAUAACUUGCAGCCUGUUCUGACAGUCCAUCCGACAUCUCUCAAAUCUCGCGUCGAGACCCAAAUUCCCAUCCGAUUAACGCUCUCUCCACUGCCAGCCGGCGUGAAAAAGUUGCGCCUGCCGUCACACACCAUCUCCAAACUCAAAUUCCUCGCCCCUCCUUCUACCGAAUCUACUCCCGACACUCUCCGAUUGCAUACCAGUCUGGUGUGCUCGAGCGCAAUGCAGGACCGAGAAAAGUUAAAGCGGGCCUUUGCUCGGACACGGGGUGAGCGGAAUGCGAAUGGCAUCGAGGAGGAGCGGCCAUUGGAUGGUGGAGAUGUGAAGAUUUGUGGAGGUUGUAUCCAAAGAGAACGCAAGCGCGCUUCUCGCAAAAAGCAACGAAAGCCUGAGGAAGAUGAGCUGUUCCAGAAAGAUGAGGAGAAGCGCGUGAUUGUGUUCAACACGAGUGAACUCAAGGAAUGGACAGAACCGCCCAAAAACACUUCUUCUGGCUAUAACGAAAUGCCGUCAGCUCCCCCGGGAUCGAUGCAGGUAGAGUUGCCAAUGCGCAUUGCAUGCUACUGCCGGCAUCAGAACGAGAAGCUUGGGUUCCAGGUCAUUUUCACGGUUAAGGAUCACAUGGACAACGUUGUUGCUCAGGCCAUCACAAAUUCCAUCAUGAUCACCGACGAUCACAAAACGCAGGCUCCAUCUGCACCUCCCACGGGUCCUGCAGCAGCUCUGUCAGACGGAUCUUCGUUGCCUGGUGCUGGUGUCUUUUCAUCCGGUCUAAAUGGCGAGAACGGCAAAGCCAAUGGUGCAUUUGCGUCACCACAGUCCCCCACUGACCUUCAAGGUCUCCAGCAAAGGUUCAAUUCGCAAUACCAACUGACACCGAGCUCAUUCGCUACAGCUCAGUCCUCAACCAAUGGCGUUUCAUCGAACUCUCAAACACCUCGAAGCCUAUCUCGACAGGCUUCGCCAACAGAUUUCCAGGGCCCGCAGACCAAGAGGCGGAAGCACAGCAGUUCAGCAAGACUGCCCUCGGAGCUGACGAUGACUCGGAUGGAGACACCUCAAUCAUCGAGUUCAGCUAUGAACAAUGCUGCACAGCUCGCCGCUGCCCGCGGUUUCACUUCACCAACAGAGAGGCCGUUUGUGACACCAACGGCUAUGUCCGGGCAAUAUGGAAAUGGACCCCCGACGCCUAAUCAAAGCAACGAUCACAAUCCGUUCUUCAACCCCAGGCCUGCUCAACGACAAAGCUUGGACAGCCUGGCUCAACAACCUAUGGGAUCUGCGCCUAACUCGGCACAGCCCAGUCGUCCCGGCACCCCUGGUGCUUCUAGCCGCAACGGAUUCCAGGAUCAGAACCUUGCUCUCGCGCUUGGUGCCAACUCUGCAAGUCAAAUUUGGCCUUCACUCGCUACUACUCCCAACCGGUUGCCGUCGGUGAUCCACAAACUUGUGCCUGCUGAAGGUUCAAUUACCGGAGGUACAGAGGUUACAUUAUUGGGCAGUGGCUUCUACCCUGGUAUGGAGGUUGUCUUUGGUGAUACUCUCGCAACUACCACCACAUUCUGGGGUGAUAAGUGCCUUAACUGCUUGACCCCUCCUGCUCUUCAGCCAGGGUUGGUGUCAGUGAUGUUCAAACACGAGCACCCGACUUUCGGUCAAGUGCAGCAACCUCAGACGCUCAUGCCCAAACAACAACUAUUCUUUAGAUAUGUGGAUGACCGCGAGCUGCAAAUGUAUCGCCUGGCACUCAACAUUCUUGGACAAAAGCUGGGCAGUCAAGCGGAUGCAUUCCAGACAGCUCAGCAGAUCAUGGGAAGCGACCCAAAUGCUAUCUUUAACAUGCAAAAGGAUAUGCAGGGCGGUGGCUCCUCUGGUGGUCAUCAGCGACAGGUGCCAGGGCACGAAUCCCAGGGCAAGCUCAGCGAUCUUGAUUCCAAAAUGCUGACUUAUCUGGAAUUCAUCGACUUGGACGACAGCCCGCGGCCCCCACGCUACAACGCUCGCAACACAACCGGUCAGAGUCUUCUUCACUUCGCGGCUUCGUUGGGUUUGACCCGAUUCGUCGCCGGACUUUUGGCGCGCGGAGCCAACCCUGAUGUACAAGAUAACACGGGCAAUUCACCUAUGCAUCUGGCCGCUCUGCAUGGUCAUGCUCACAUCGUUCACCGACUUCGUCUGACAGGUGCCAAUGCCAAUGCCCGCAGUGUGCGAGGCUUCACUCCUGCCGACUUGGCGACCACCCUCACUGCCCACCAGGCUGCUUUGCUUCCGUCUCGUCACUACCGGUCUCGCAGUGUUGGAUCCCUCGGCUCCCGCCGCAGGCACAGCAGCACUGCGUCUCUCAACUCCCUUUGGGAGGCCUCGUCGGCUUCUGGCUCAUUGGGCCAUGCCGUCGACGACUCGAGCGAUCUGGAAGAUGACGAGGAUAGCGAGGACUCUGAUGGCAAUCCUCUUCAUUUGAGCUUGUCACGACGAUCAAGCAUGCAUCAAGAUGUCAUUCCGCCGGUCAUGGACACUGUUGAAUCCCCUGCGACACCGGGCGAUGCUCGUGGGUUCUCUACGCCAGAAACGAUCGUCGCAUGGCGGAAUCAGCUGGCUGCACAGAUUCAUCAGUUCCAGCAGAGUGUGGCCAAUGCCUUCCCCAAUAUUCCUGCUCUGCCUCCCAUGCCCGCGCUGCCGGAUUACCAGGCCAACCAAAUGAUGCGUCGCAUCACUAAUCUGGUGCCUAACCGACCUACCGCUCGGGAUGGAUGGUGGGAUCUAUUGAAGGGCAACACUGCCCAGGGUCACACUCAACCCCCGUCCUAUGAUGAACUGUACCCACACCAGCAGGAUUCACCGGAAGAGGCCGAAAUGAAGAAGUCUGCUCUUCUGCGUGCAGCCACUGAGGCGGCUUUGGACCAGCACUUCGAAGCACAGACCAAUGUUGGCUCUGCGUCCGCAUCUACAUCAGCCGCUGCUACUACAACCGAGCGUCCUGCAUCAGCCAAGGACGAUCUCAAAGACAUCACAAUCGGCCGAAAGGUCAUUUCGCGUGAACAACAGAAGCACCUCCGAGAGCAUCAGGCCCGGCGAAUGAAGGGCCUGGGCAGCGACCGGAACCUCUACUUUGUUUGGAUUCCCCUUCUGCUUCUUGUUGUUUUCGCAUGGAUUCGCAACUAUGUGCCCGGUAUCUGGCAAGGCGUCACGGAAACCUAUGAUUUUGUGAAAGCUCGCGCAACACAGCGGGCUGUGGAAAUGGGCAUUUAG
Molecule: messenger RNA, 4146 nt
Organism: Penicillium cinerascens
Lineage: Eukaryota; Fungi; Ascomycota; Eurotiomycetes; Eurotiales; Aspergillaceae
Product: putative membrane-tethered transcription factor (SPT23)
Exons: 3
Coding region: 1-4146 (1381 amino acids)
Molecular function (GO): protein binding
Source: RefSeq, a predicted model, not a curated record